This is a messenger RNA of Mya arenaria, 2037 nucleotides long. RefSeq names its product galactose-3-O-sulfotransferase 2-like. The record is from RefSeq and is a predicted model, not a curated record. Gene Ontology annotation, molecular function: galactosylceramide sulfotransferase activity. The transcript is spliced from 2 exons. Bases 489 to 1754 code for a protein of 421 amino acids. NCBI's taxonomy places the organism in Eukaryota, Metazoa, Mollusca, Bivalvia, Myida, Myidae. Gene Ontology annotation, biological process: glycolipid biosynthetic process. Gene Ontology annotation, cellular component: membrane.
UGCACUUUUAACACGAUAAGGUUUAAAACCUGUUAGCCAAUUAAAGAAAUUCUAAUAAAUAGCGUGUCGGUUAUACUAUUGUGAAUUGUUAACAAUAUAGGUCAACGUCAGUACGACUUUAGACAAGCAGGUUAAAAACGAUCGAAUAUAAACUUGCAUGAAUGUGUUCAUAAUAAUCGAAUAACACAGUUUAAAUAAAACAACUCCUAUCACACUUGCAAACAAACACACUUGAUUUAACAAGCGCACUUUUGUCAUAAGACAGGUUUUUCAUCUCUAACGAAGCAUGUAACUUAAGCUAAGUAAACAAUUGGACGUUUAAACGCCUUAAAGGAAGAAGAUCUGGCAGAGAAAUGUCAGCACGGGGAAAUCGUGGACGUAGCUCUGACAGCGUUUCUCUGACACAGAUACGCAGUGCGUUAAGUAGACCACUGUAACAGUGGUUGCAGGUCGCAAUGUAAACAGACGCGCUAGGAGCAGAACUCACGAUGGAAGAUGCUGCCAUGCAGACGAAAAGGAGAUACCACAUUUUGUUCUUCGUUCUCAGGAAAAAUAGGAAUGACGAUGCUAGAGAUGAAAACAGGAGUAAGAAAACAAGAUGCUCAAAAUGGGGCAGACUGUCGGUGGUAAUUGCGGCGAUCGUUCUUGUCGUGUAUGCGUUCUGUCCCAACCCUCAGCUCUUCACCAACCUCUCACACAAGAUCUCAAACUACAUCAGUAUCACCUUGAACCUCACAACACCGGAAGUAAGACAUGUGGGGUUCUUGAAAGUGCACAAGGCCGGCGGAAGUACGAUCCAAAACAUCCUCUUCCGGUUCGGCAUACGUAGAAAUGUCUCAUUUGUUAUGCCAGUCACACAGUACAAGCUUUCCGAGUUUGGUAAAGUGCCUUAUGACAUUCUAAAUAAUAAACAGGGUCACCAUUUUGACAUACUAACGAUACAUUCAGUUUACAACGAAAGUGUAUACGCGCGGCUUCUUCCCAGGGACGCCGCCCGUGUCGCCAUUGUGAGGGACCCCCUCGAGGUGAUGAUCUCCGGGGCGUACUAUCACAGGGACGUCUGGGGCGUCGACUAUCUGCGCAAAGUGCCUAAUGAUAAUUACAUCAAGAACCUGAUAUUAUUUCCGGAAAUGUACGACAACAAUGAAUUUAGUUUGACUAGAAACAGCAUGGCAAUGGAUUUUGGUUUUCCAAAAGGGCUUCCUUGCACAGAAUCAGACAGUGUUCAGCAUUAUCUGUCCUACCUUAACGGGAAUUUUGACUUAGUGAUGAUACUCGAGCGUUUUGACGAAUCCCUUGUUCUACUGAAGAGAUUGUUACGCUGGACAUUAAAGGAUAUACUAUAUAUUCCGCAGAAUACUCACCACCACCCUGCAAUAUCAGACUUGAAUCUUUCGUCUUCCGACAUCAGCAAGUUCGAGCUCAGGAACUUCCUGGAUGUUUCCUUAUACAACUAUUUUUCUAACAUUUUCAAACUAAAAGUUCUGGCUGCAGGUGAUGACUUUAAAUACGAGGUCGAGCACCUGCAGAGCGUGGUUUCCAAGGUGACGGACUACUGUGUGUUCCACGAAAGCCUGUCCAACUCACGUCAUUUGACGGUCUACAAAUCUGAUUGGAACGCUGAGUUUAAUAUGAACGCCGACGAUUGCCGAACAAUGAUGACGUCAGAACUCAAAUUUAUUGACAAAAUACGCACAGUUGUAAAAACAAAUCUGAGAGGUGUUCAUAAUAAAACAUUCUCGUUUAAGAGUUAAUGAUUACGCUUUUGCUACUAAUGGCUUUUAUAUUUCCGAAGUAUUAUUGAACUAACAAAUUGUGAUAAGUUUAAAAUUGCUCAUUACGAACAUAAUCAGCAUUAAAUGAGUACUUGUCAAAGGGACUUUUAUGCAUUUAUACAUGUACGUAUAGUAAAGCUUUCCCUAACAUUCCAUAAUUCUGCAGAAUGGCAUAUUUACAAUAAUAAAAGCUUAUCGUUUCAUGUUCAGUUUUAUAGUAUGUGAAUACGCAUGGUGGAUAAAGAAAUGAGUAUUGAUAGUG